Messenger RNA from Abrus precatorius (Indian licorice), 750 nucleotides. RefSeq lists its product as uncharacterized. The transcript has a single exon. The coding region runs from base 1 to 750 and encodes 249 amino acids. The record is from RefSeq and is a predicted model, not a curated record. NCBI's taxonomy places the organism in Eukaryota, Viridiplantae, Streptophyta, Magnoliopsida, Fabales, Fabaceae.
AUGGCUGUGCUGAAGGAGGAGCACACCCUUGCAUCACUCUACACGCCCAUGCUGCCUGAAAUAGAACGGCCGUGCUUAGAACAACACGCCCUUGCAGACAACGAAGGCACGACCGUGCUAGACGAAAGCAAGGUCGUGCUCAAUGAAGGCACGCCCGUGUUGGAUGAUGAGCAAGGUCGUGCUUACCACCCAGAUGCGAAAAAGGAGACAAGGGAAGAUGCACCAGUGGUGACAAAACCAAAAGUUCCAUUUCCACAACGAUUGAUGAGUAGCCAGAGAGACCCUCAAUUCAAUAAGUUCCUUGGGAUCCUCAGAAAGCUCCACAUCAAUAUUCCUUUUGUUGAAGCCAUAUCACAGAUGCCGAAAUAUGCUAAAUUUCUCAAGGAGAUGCUAAGCAACAAAAGGAAAUUGGAAGAAUUCGAGACAGUUAGAUUGAAUGAGGAGUGCUCAGCAAUUUUAUUAAGGAAGUUGCUGCCUAAGCUUAAGGAACCAGGGAGUUUUACAAUUCCAUGCACUAUAGGCAAUUCUUAUUUUGAUAAAGCGCUCUAUGAUUUAGGUGCUAGCAUCAAUCUAAUGCCAUUUUCUGUGUUUAAAAGGUUGGGUAUGCAAGAACCCAAGCCAACUUCAAUCUCUCUGCAACUUGCUGAUCGUUUAAUAACGUAUCCUAGGGGCAUAGUGGAGGAUGUCCAAGUCAAGGUAGAUAAGUUCAUGUUUCCUACAGAUUUCAUUGUCCUUGACAUGGAAGAAUGA